Messenger RNA from Galleria mellonella (greater wax moth), 1885 nucleotides. Its product is annotated as oxamate amidohydrolase proenzyme-like. The transcript is spliced from 2 exons. Lineage: Eukaryota; Metazoa; Arthropoda; Insecta; Lepidoptera; Pyralidae. The coding region runs from base 183 to 1787 and encodes 534 amino acids. The record is from RefSeq and is a predicted model, not a curated record.
UCUUAGUUUUACAGAUUGUCGUUUCAUAGUUGACAUUGAUAAGAUGGUAUUUAUUCAGACAAUUUACACAAAACUCUACCAGUAAGGUUUUCGUUUUAGUUACUUUUUGUGUCAAAGAUUUAGUUGCGUUCGAAUUUUGUAUCAUAGAGAUCGUGGUUUGAGCCUCAAGAAAUACGUGAAAAAUGUAUAAAUGUAACCCAAUAGACUACAGUACUAUUGCAACCCGAUGUAUGGUGGUUACACCUCAUCAUCUCGCAACAGAAAGCGCACUUGCAAUAUUAAGAGAAGGUGGAACUGCUAUAGAAGCUAUGGUGGCUGCGGCUGCUACAAUAGCCGUUGUUUAUCCCCACAUGAAUAGUAUUGGAGGAGAUUCUUUUUGGCUUAUUGUUCCACCUUCCGGAGAACCUAUAGUCAUUGAAGCCAGUGGAGCAGCAGGCAGUUCGGCUACAGAAGAAUUUUAUAAAAACUAUAAAAGUAUUCCGCAAAGAGGUCCAAAAUCAGCUUUAACAGUAGCAGGAACGGUGGGUGGUUGGCAAGAAGCAUUGAAUUACAUAUCUGAAAUAGGAUACCAAACAAUUUCUACACCGAGGUUGCUUGCCGAUGCUAUUCAUUAUGCCGAAAAUGGUUUCCCAGUUUCGUCUUCCCAUGCAAUAGCAUUGUCUGAAUUUAUCGAAGUAAAUAAUGCGUCUGAAGAAUUUAAAAAUAUUUAUCUACCAAAUGGAAAGGUACCAAAUGUGGGAGAAAUGUUUUAUCAAAAAAAUCUUGCAACUACAUUGAGACAUUUGGCCGAAAAUGGUUUAAAUAGUUUCUAUCAAGGAAAUUUAGCAAAUAUUAUAUCAGAAGAAAUGAAAGCCGUAGGAAUGCCUAUUACAAAAGAAGAUCUUAGAAAUUAUACUCCUAUUAGAAAAAAAUCUUUGCAAUUACCUCUCAAAUAUGGAGUUUUGUUCAAUACACCUCCACCAACGGUAGGCGUGGUAUCUUUGAGUAUACUAGGACUUCUAGAGAAAUUAAAUAUUAAUGGUCAACAUGAAGGAAAAUUUAUUCAUGCAGCAAUUGAAAGUACUAAACAAGCAUUUAUAAUAAGAGAUAAAUUCAUUACUGAUCCUCUUCACAUGAAAACGAAUCCUGAGUCUUUAUUAACUCCUGAAGCUAUAUCUAGAAUGGCGAAUAAUAUUAACCUCGAGAGAGCUUCGAAUAUAAAUAACGGAAAAGGUCCAGGGGACACAGUUUGGAUGGCUGCUAUGGAUGAUGAAGGUUUCUCUGUGUCGUUUAUUCAAAGUGUUUAUCAUGAUUUUGGUAGUGGUGUCAUUUUACCUAAAACUGGAAUUUUGUGGCAUAAUAGAGGCGUUUCAUUUAAUUUGGAUAAAGAUAGCUUAUUAUACUUAAGUCCUGGUAAAAAACCGAUCCAUACAUUAAAUCCAGCUGCCGCUAGAUUGAAUGACGGAAGAUUAAUAGUUUAUGGAACACGCGGGGGUGAUGGACAACCUCAAACUCAGGCGGCUUUGUUUCAUAGAUAUGUUGUUCAAGGCUUGAACUUACAAAAAGCUGUAUCGACUCCAAGAUGGGUUUAUGGAGACACCCUUCAAAAACAUGUAACUACAGUGAAAAUAGAGGACAGGUUUGACGAAGAUACUAUAAAAUAUUUAAAAAACAAGGGGCAUGUUAUUGAAUUAUUGCCUCCUUUUAGUGAAAAGUUUGGGCAUGCAGGAGCAAUUGUAAGACAUCCUGAUGGAAGGCUGGAAGGAGCUUAUGAUCCACGUAGCAACGGCAAUGCUGCUGGAUUCUGAAUUACUUUUAAAUAUUAAGAUUAUACUUGUAAAGCUAAAUAAAUGUAAUUAAAAAUAUAAAAUAGGAAUACGAAUUUAUAUAUAUAUAUAUAUAUAUA